AUGGGAGAUUCGAGGUCUGUAUCGGCGACGACGGAUUCGCAGUCGUUUCUCGGUGGAUAUGUGGAUGGAUUCAAGGGUUUCUGGGUGAAGAAGGUCUCAUUUCUGGAAAAUUACACGAGGUUCACGAAACGAGACACGCCUCUUCCUUCUUGGUCUUCCUCCGACGUCAACGAGUUUAUUGCCUCCGAUUCCGUUCAUGGACCCACUCUGAAAACUGCUAGGGAAGCUGUGAUGUUUGGUGUUACUGGAUCUGUAGUUGGAGCUGUAUCGACCGCUGCUUUUGCCUGGAAAUACUCCAAGAGCCCACAUGGUGCUGCAUUGUCGUUCGUAGGAGGAGGUGUUUUUGGUUGGACGUUUGGGCAAGAAGUGGCUAACCACACUCUGCAACUCUAUAAGCUGGACACAAUGGCGGCUCAAGUGAAGUUCAUGGAAUGGUGGGAACGCAAGAGUCAAGGAAGGUCUUGA
Molecule: messenger RNA, 465 nt
Organism: Arabis nemorensis
Lineage: Eukaryota; Viridiplantae; Streptophyta; Magnoliopsida; Brassicales; Brassicaceae
Source: the annotation of a GenBank genome assembly